AAGUCAAAGUCUUUGGCCUUAAUUUCAGAAAUCAAAAUUUAGGUAAUAUUCUCACCAACGUCAUGACACGUUUAUCAUAAAACCCAACAUGGUGCAGAGUUACAAAGACAUUAGCCACAAAAGCACUUGUGUUGGAAAUGAAAAUGCAAGGGAUAAUCUCCUAUGCAAUCUGUUAUCAAGCCAUUCUACUCUUGCUUUUCCACAUUCUAAGUUCCCAAUCUGGAGCAAAGGCCACUCCGAUUUCUACCGGAAAUGAAACCGAUCAUCUGGCCUUGAUAGCCUUCAAGUCCAAGAUUUCAAAUGAUCCUCAGGGGAUUUUGAAGUCCUGGAACGAUUCUAUCCACUUUUGCUGGUGGGCAGGCAUCACUUGCAGUCAUAGAAGACACAGAGUCACCAUCUUGGAUAUAUCGUCCAGAGGCUUGGUGGGUUCUUUAUCUCCUUCCAUAGGGAACUUGAGCUUUCUUCGUGAGAUUAGACUUUCAAAUAACAGCUUUCAUGGGGAUAUCCCACUUGAAAUUGGACGUCUAUUCAGAUUACAGCGACUAAAUCUGAGUUACAAUUCCUUUGAAGGAAAGCUCCCAGCCAACUUGUCUGGUUGCUCCAACCUCAGUGUCCUCCACUUGGAUGACAACAAGUUAGCAGGAAAACUUCCAGUGGAGCUUGCUUCCCUGUCGAAGCUUACAUAUCUUUCUAUUCGUGACAAUCAUUUCACCGGAGGGAUCCCACCUUUCCUUGGGAAUCUUACAUCUUUAAUAUACUUGGCUGCACGUCUUAAUAACUUUGGAGGUAGGAUUCCAGAUGCCCUAGGUCGAUUGAGAAGCUUAAAACGUCUUUCACUUGGAGGAAAUAACAUCACCGGUAAGAUCCCCCCAUCAAUCUAUAAUCUUUCUAUGCUUUCCAUUUUCGCCUUGGGUCAAAAUGAACUGGAAGGUGAUCUUCCAUGGGACAUAGGGCUCACCCUUCCUCAUCUAACAUUCUUCCAAAUAUGGGAAAACUAUUUUAGGGGGCAGAUUCCAGUAACAUUAUCCAAUGCUUCAAAACUUAGUCUCAUUGACAUGGAAAUAAACAAUUUCUCUGGCAAAGUAACAGUUCCCUUCGGGCAUCUUCAACAGCUUGUAGCCUUGGGUUUGCAGAAUAAUCAUCUAGGAAGUGGUGAAUCCGAUGAAAUGAACUUUUUCAGUUCUUUGACCAACUGUAGCAAUCUGAAAACAUUACAUCUUGCUACUAAUAAGUUCUCGGGAAGAUUGCCUAAUUCUAUAGCCAAUUUCUCUACCAAUCUAAUGGAACUUGAAGUUGCAGAAAAUAACUUAUUUGGAGAAAUCCCUUCAGAAUUAGGGAAUCUUGUAGGCUUGAAUUUGUUUGUAGUAGGAAACAAUCAGCUUAUUGGAAAAAUUCCAAAAGAAAUAGGCCUACUUAAACAACUGCAGUAUAUAGAUCUUAGCAUGAAUAAAUUCUCGGGAGAAAUUCCAGAUUCUUUUAGAAAUUUAACAUUAUUGACUGAGCUUUAUCUUGAUAACAACAAGUUAAAUGGUAGUAUACCAUCAGGCCUUGGGAAAUGCCAGAAUUUGUUGAUAUUGACAAUUAAUGACAAUGACCUCAGCGGUUCCAUGCCCAAAGAACUUUUCAGCAUUUCUUCUCUGAGUCGUUUUCUCGACCUUUCUCAUAAUCAUUUGGUUGGAUCAUUACCUUCAGAAGUUGGUAAAUUACAACACUUAGGGAGACUGGAUGUAUCUGAGAAUAAGCUCUCUGGAAAAAUCCCAAGUAGCCUGAGUGGUUGCACCAGCCUUGAGAUCCUUAAACUGGAGAAAAACAAGUUUCAGGGCAACAUUCCUCCAUCUUUAAGCUCUAUGAGAGGAAUUCGAGCAAUUGAUCUCUCUUGCAACAACUUGACUGGUAAUAUCCCUCAAUACAUGGAAAAACUUGCAUUGGAGUAUUUGAAUCUAUCUUUCAAUAAUUUGGAAGGAGAGGUUUCAACAGAAGGCAUCUUUGCAAAUGCAAGUGUGGUGUUUGUUGGAGGAAACAAGAAACUUUGUGGGGGAAUUGCUCAGCUUGGGUUGCCCAAAUGCAACAGCAAACAAGGAGACAGAGGAAAACUUUCACCAGUGAUGACAAUAACAAUAGUUGUCUCCAUUACAUGUGCAAUUAUAGGAGUAAUUGUUGUGUCUUUCUUCCUGUUUGGCUGGUCUAAAAGGAAAAACAAAGGCCAAUCUUCUGGAUCUUUAAUGAGGGAGCCAUUUAGGCAACUUUCUUAUGAAGCUAUCCUCCAAGCAACUGAUGGGUUUUCUUCAACAAAUUUAAUCGGCAAAGGAAGCUUUGGUUCUGUCUAUAAAGGAGUUCUUCAAGAAGAUGGAACUAAUGUUGCAGUCAAAGUGCUUGAUCUUGAGCAUCGAGGAGCUUUCAAGAGUUUCUUAGCAGAGUGUGAAGCCUUAAGCAACAUUCGUCAUCGGAACCUUGUGAAGAUCGUAACUUCUUGCUCCAGUAUUGAUUUCAAAGGCAAUGAUUUCAAGGCUUUGAUUUAUGAGUUGAUGGCCAAUGGAAGCCUAGAAAACUGGCUGCAUUCAUCUGUUCAGGAAACAAAUAAUGGCCAAUCCAAAGUCCAGAGUCUUAAUCUUUUGCAGAGGAUAAGCAUUGCUAUUGAUGUUGCUUCCGCUCUUGACUACCUUCAUCACCAUUGCUUGAAUCCAAUCGUUCAUUGUGAUUUGAAGCCGAGCAACGUUCUCCUGGACAAUGACAUGACGGCUCAUGUCGGAGAUUUUGGGCUUGCAAGAUAUUUUUCAGAGCUAAGAAUGCCAAAUGCAAGUAGCUCCGUUGGAGUGAGGGGAACAAUUGGGUACAUUGCUCCAGAAUAUGGCAUGGGAAGUGAGGUUACAAUCCAUGGGGAUGUAUAUAGUUAUGGAAUUCUAGUGUUGGAGAUGAUGACAGGAAAGAGACCAACAGACAGCCUCUUUGAAGGUGGCCUUAACCUUCAUAACUAUGCCAAAACAGCCUUACCUGAUCAGGUUAUGGAGAUUGCAGACCCAAAACUCCUACAUGAAGCUCAAGCAGCUACCAUUAACAGUCAGAUUCGUGUUCGGGCACGGUAUAACAGCCUAAGGGAUUGUUUGAUCUCUAUGAUUAGAAUUGGCGUGGCAUGUUCCGUGGAGUCACCUCAAGACCGUAUGACCACAAGUGCUGUUCUCACUGAGCUGCAUAUGAUAAGGAACAAUCUUCUACGAAGCCAAGCACACUACUAGCAUAUCUCUAGGCUCUGGGUCUGAAUGUUAUUCAAUAUAUUCAGUUAUGAAAUAAGUGAAAUGUUUUUCUUUCUUUCUUUUUAUUUUUUUCUUCGGUUUGUGAGAAGCAAGGAAAGCUGAAAAGUGUGUCGACUCGAAUCAUGUUAUAUAAUGUUUAUAAAUUCUGUUUGCUCAUCUCAGCUUCUACGGUGUUCUGGGGAUCUCCUCCCUUCACCACUUGGGUUUUGCUUGUCUCUCAUGAGCUCCCACCAUGGCUGUUUAUAGCUGGAGGAGACCUUCAACUCUCCCGUCCGAUCAUUCCUCAACUUCUCACCAUUGAUCGAUAACGGCAUCUCGGAGAACCAUCGUUCUAGCUCGGUGCUGGACCCAUGGGGAAGAGGAAUCGGCCACAAUGCAGAGGAUGGAGCUUCAAUUGGUUAAUUGAAGGGUUUAAAGACAAUCCACUCUGCGAUCGAGGGUACGGUGAUGUACUUAGCCCUAAUCCAACUUAAAGGAGGAAGACAGACAAAACGCAUGACAUUUGUGCGUUUUGUUAAUUUUAAUUUAACUACUUUUGUUUGUUAUCCUUUCUCUUUUGGAGUCUCAAAGCUUUAUCCCUUAUCUUUUCUUUGAUUUCAUUUUAGUCCCUGAAAUUUACAAAUAAAGUUUUAUGAGCUUU
Molecule: messenger RNA, 3891 nt
Organism: Rubroshorea leprosula
Lineage: Eukaryota; Viridiplantae; Streptophyta; Magnoliopsida; Malvales; Dipterocarpaceae
Source: the annotation of a GenBank genome assembly